AUUCCAACAGAUUCAAAUCAAAGUAAAAAAAAAAUUAAAUUGAGAAAUAAAAUAUCAAAGAAAAAAUUACAUUUCUUGAAAAUAUCUAGUGAAAGUUCAGCUGAUGAAACAAACAAUGAUAAUAAUAUAGAUGAAAAUUUUGAAUGCAAUAGUAACAAAGAUGAAAAGAGAAAAGUAAAUAUAAUUGAUACAAAAUUAGAAAAUAAUAUUUUACGAUCAUUAAGACCAAGGGUUAACAAAGGAUAUCAUUUAAAAGCAGAUGAGUAUUUUACUACUCAGUCAGAAAAAUCUGUAACAUCGAAUCAUACUUUAAAUAGAUUAAGAAAUCGACAUUUAGAUGAAGAAACAUUACAACAAUUAUUAGCAAAUGAUAGUUAUAUUUCAAAAACUCAUAAAAAAAAAAUUGAAAUAAUAUCAGAGUCGUUAAUUUUGUGUUACAAGGAAUGGCUUUAUAUAAUGGAAGAAGGUUAUACUGUAUUAUUAUUUGGUCUUGGAUCAAAAAGACUUUUAAUUAAUAAUUUUCGUAAAGAAGUUAUUUUUAAUGAACCGACAUUAGUUAUAAAUGGUUUCUUUCCAAGUUUGACGAUAAAAGAUAUAUUAGAUAACAUUAUUGUUGAAUUAUUAGGAUUGAAUACAGUCACUAAUCAAAAUGAAUGUUAUGAUAUUAUUGAAAAAACGAUGAAAACUCACCCAGAUGAUUGUAUAUAUUUAUUGAUUCAUAAUAUUGAUUGCGGAAUGUUACGUUUGAAUAAAGCUCAGGAUAUGUUAUCACGCUUAGCAAACAUACCAAAUAUUCAUAUGUUAGCCUCGGUAGAUCAUAUUAAUGCGCCUUUAUUAUGGGAUAAUGUUAAAAGGGCAAGAUAUAAUUUUUACUGGAUGGAUGUUACAACAUUUUUACCAUAUCAAGCUGAAAUUUCAUAUGAAAGUUCAUUACUUGUUCAAAAAAGUGGAGUACUUGCUUUGUUAUCCUUAGAAAAUGUAUUUGCAUCAUUAACUUCAAACGCAAAAGCCAUAUAUAUAAUUCUUGUAAAGUAUCAAUUAGAGCACAAUGGAAAUAAUUAUUCUGGAAUGGCAUUUAAAGAUUUAUAUAUGUCAUCUAGAGAGGCAUUUUUAGUAUCUUCUGAUCAAGCUUUGCGAGCUCAAUUAACUGAAUUUAUUGAUCACAAACUUGUAAAAACUAAAAGACAAGUUGAUGGAAUUGAAUAUCUUAUUAUUCCAUUAGAUGAUGCAUUAUUGAAACAGUUUCUGGAGCAACAAAAUGACAUGGAAUAAUUGUUU
This is a messenger RNA of Ceratosolen solmsi marchali, 1278 nucleotides long. It is a transcript of the gene Orc2, whose product is annotated as origin recognition complex subunit 2. Gene Ontology annotation, molecular function: DNA replication origin binding. The annotation marks the transcript as partial. The record is from RefSeq and is a predicted model, not a curated record. Gene Ontology annotation, cellular component: nuclear origin of replication recognition complex; nucleus. The transcript is spliced from 6 exons. NCBI's taxonomy places the organism in Eukaryota, Metazoa, Arthropoda, Insecta, Hymenoptera, Agaonidae. Gene Ontology annotation, biological process: DNA replication.